GCGAUCAUUCGCUGCUGUUUACGCGGCUUAGCUGCACGACAGUCGUGCUCCGCAAAAAUGACUUCUGUAAUGAGAUUUCUGAGCUCUGUAGUAAAUAUAUUAUGCAUUCCGCUUCACCUGAUUCACGCCGUCGGCCUGUACGGAAUAUACAAGCGUAUUUUCCCAAUUUGUAUAAAUAGGAUGACGAAAUCGUACAAUAAGAAGAUGCACGAUAAAAAGAAGGAUUUGUUUCGCGUUUUGCCAGAGUUCAAGAAGGCUGGCGGGCAGCUCACAAUUUUGGAGAUUGGCUGCGGCGCAGGUGCAAAUUUUGAGUUUUAUCCGCCUGGUAGCAGAUUGAUCUGCACCGACCCGAACCCGCACUUCGAGAAAUAUCUGACAGAAACUAUGGCCAAGAACGAUCACCUGCGAUAUGAGAGAUUUGUGGUGGCGUCGGGGGAGGACCUGAGGGCAGUGGAGGACGACUCGAUAGAUGCCGUUGUCUGUACCCUGGUGCUCUGCUCUGUGGACGACGUGAGCCAAACCCUGCGAGAGGCACACCGCAUACUGCGACCAGGUGGAGCCUUCUUCUUCUUAGAGCACGUAGCUGGUGACACCUCGACUUGGACGUACUUCUUUCAGCACGUUCUCCAGCCUUUGUGGUACUACUUCGGUGACGGAUGUUGGAUCGUCCGGGAAACAUGGAAAUAUGUGGAGGAAGCCGGAUUCUCUGAUCUCAAACUAAGACACAUUGAAGCGCCGCUCUUCUUCAUAAUAAAACCUCACAUCUCAGGCUAUGCUGUCAAAUAAAUUCAAUCUGAUUGUCUUUUUAGGGAGCCCCCCACCACCCCCUUCCAAAA
Pelmatolapia mariae (spotted tilapia) is the source of this 836-nucleotide messenger RNA. It is a transcript of the gene tmt1a.1, whose product is annotated as thiol methyltransferase 1A, tandem duplicate 1. The transcript is spliced from 2 exons. Gene Ontology annotation, molecular function: S-adenosylmethionine-dependent methyltransferase activity. The coding region runs from base 58 to 786 and encodes 242 amino acids. The record is from RefSeq and is a predicted model, not a curated record. Lineage: Eukaryota; Metazoa; Chordata; Actinopteri; Cichliformes; Cichlidae.